ACUAAUCCUCCCUCUCCCCACUCUCUCUCGCUCUCGCUCUCUCUCUCUCUCUCCGGUUACCAAAUACCAUGCACCAAGCAAUUCCCUACCGGACCUACCUCCCAACCGCCACACGUGAUUCACGUGACCUCCCACUCGCCGGAGACAUCCCCGAAGCCAAUGGCGUCGAUCCACCCAACGUCGCCAAAAUGGUUUCGGAGAGCGCCGUCAUAAUCAUUGGGAGACGGGGUUGCUGCAUGUGCCACGUUGUCAAAAGCUUGUUACAGGGUCUUGGAGUCAACCCUCCCGUCUACGAGGUCGACGACCACCACGAAGCUGCCGUCGCCUCCCACCUCUCCGCCCACGACGCCCAAACUGUGCAGUUUCCGGCGGUGUUCGUCGGCGGUAAAUUGUUCGGAGGGUUGGAAAGAGUGAUGGCCACUCAUAUCUCAGGUGAAUUGGUUCCUAUCUUAAAGGAUGCUGGUGCCUUGUGGCUCUGACUUUUAUAUGCUCUUUUUCCUUUUUUUUUUCCUUUUUCAAGAGAAAUUAAUUUUAGCAAUUUUUUCUUAGGUUUCCUUCUUUGCGUUUCAUGUAGCUCUCUUGUUUGGGCAUGAGAAACUCCGUUGUGUUGAACAGCCCGAAAUAGAGAUUUUGUACAUUAUUAUGUUUCAAUUAGUUGAUGUGGACGUGCAAUUAAGUUCAUAUUUGGAUCUGAAGAAUAUUCUGUUG
Molecule: messenger RNA, 708 nt
Organism: Abrus precatorius (Indian licorice)
Lineage: Eukaryota; Viridiplantae; Streptophyta; Magnoliopsida; Fabales; Fabaceae
Product: glutaredoxin-C9-like
Exons: 1
Coding region: 69-479 (136 amino acids)
Source: RefSeq, a predicted model, not a curated record